AUGCACUUCACUCAACUCCUUACCCUCGCAGCCGGCGCUACACUGGCAGCCGCUGCUCCUGCUGCAGUUCCUGAUGCUCAGCCUGCACCCCUUGCUGUUGCAGCGGAUGAUAUCAUCCUCCACGGCAACGGUCGCAUCCAAGUCAUGAAGCGCUCCGAGUUUGAAGAGCGAUUCCCCCUUGACGAUUAUCCACUUGGAACGCCAAACGAGUUCGACCCCAACUUCAUCACCUACACUGGCCCAGAGCUUGCGAACAGAACCAGUAGUCCUCUGUCGAAACGGGACAUCUCCAUUGUUAUCCCCGGAAAGACGACCACAUUCACUGGCUGGGAUGUCCAAGUCAGCCAGAUCGUUAAGGGUGGAAUUGGCACAAAGAUCACCGUAGCAGCUGGUUACAGUGUCAGUAACAGCAUUGCUGUCUCCGCGGGCAUCGACGUUACACUUAUAGAAGAUUUCCUCAAGGCAUCGAUGUCUGUCACCCAAACAUGGCAGACAACCAACAGUCUGACCCAGACCUUCUUCACCGAUGUGCCAGAAGGCAAAUACGGUGCCUGGGUCUUCCGACCCCUCACCAAGCGCUUCACCGGUGCUGUCUGGAGUGGCAAGAUGGGAGACACAGGCUCUGUGAAGACAUGGCAGGCGGACUCGUUCACUUCCAAGAUGUACCAGGACAUGGCCUGGGUUGAUGGUUACUUUGCGGCAUGCUUCCAGGAUACGUUCCCUAUGCCCCGAUGCCAGGGACAAGGUACCCUCUAA
Messenger RNA from Bipolaris oryzae ATCC 44560, 756 nucleotides. RefSeq lists its product as uncharacterized. The coding region runs from base 1 to 756 and encodes 251 amino acids. Lineage: Eukaryota; Fungi; Ascomycota; Dothideomycetes; Pleosporales; Pleosporaceae. The transcript has a single exon. The record is from RefSeq and is a predicted model, not a curated record.